Molecule: messenger RNA, 2467 nt
Organism: Xyrauchen texanus (razorback sucker)
Lineage: Eukaryota; Metazoa; Chordata; Actinopteri; Cypriniformes; Catostomidae
Product: interleukin-13 receptor subunit alpha-1-like
Exons: 10
Coding region: 224-1459 (411 amino acids)
Molecular function (GO): protein binding
Source: RefSeq, a predicted model, not a curated record
CUCUCUCUGUGUGUGUGUGUGUGAGUGAGAGAGAGGGAGGGAAGACUAAAGUCUUUUACUUAGAGAGUGAAACACGACUCGACUACAUCAUCUUCUAUUUCAUUAUUACAUCGGCUAUGACUGUGAACACUUAACAAGGGCAAAACAUUGCGUUUUGUGUACCUGGGUUACGGGAUUUCACAUCGGACUUUUCACCGGAAUACUCGUCGUAACCUUCAACGUGAUGUGUCGUUAUUGGGAUAUAUACAUGAUCCUAUGUUUCUCUGUCAUGUUCGUUGGAGUUGAAAACGUAUCAGAUCAACUGCCUCCUCCGAGAAAUCUUAACUUUAUAUGGCAACUUUAUACAUCGCCUUUCACGUUACAUGUGACCUGGGAAAUCCCCGAGGGUCUGGAUGCUAACUGCAAAGUGAACUACACAGUGGAAGUGCGCUAUGGGCAGGACUGUCCUCCCAACAAUCGGCUACAAACAAUAUGGCGAACCAGUAACUUGGGCCUCACAUUUAAUGUGUCAAAUGUGAAUGGACUGUGUAUCAUCGUUAAAACAAACCCUGACAUCUGUGGAGACAAGAACCAAAGCUCACCAGUCAAAAUCACCAUCCCUCCACCUCCAGUGAUGCUGGUGAGAAACUUGAGCUGUUUCUAUUAUUCCGGAAACAGGAUGAAGUGCACUUGGGAUUCUGCUGCAGAUGAUGUCCAAGACCUCCGAUUAUAUUACUGGUUGCCUAUGACUGAAUCAGUCAAAGAGUGUUCAGAUGUAACCAAUGAGAUGAAGAAAACUGGAUGUAUCAUACACAGUAAAUAUCUCAAGGAAUCAACAGAUGACAUGUUCUAUCUGUUUAAUGGAACUCACAAGGGAAUUCCUGUUAACAACACUUUCAAGGACAAAAAUCCUUGGAACAAAGCAAAACUAAACACACCCGAACUGAAACUCAAAAGAGUCGGGCAAAGUCUCCAUUUUCAAACGAUCAGACCACAGUUUUAUGAUUAUGGAGAAUAUUGCUUUGGCUACAAUUACAUAUACAGCAAGUGCAAUGAAGAGAGUGUCAAGGUGGAGGGAGAAAUAAACCAUACAAUUGAAUAUGACUCAGCCUGCAAGUACAGAGCCAGAGUGUGGAUCAUCUUCAAAAACUGUGGUGAAGGGAGAAGUGAUCUGAGUGACGAGGUGGAAUACGGUGAGAACAGUCAUCCGAAUUUGCCCGGGUUUCUGGCAGUCAUUAUUAUCCCUCUCAUAGUUUCCUGUUGCCUGAUAGUGUCUCUGGUGCUACUCAGAAGGCACAAAAACAUCAUACUCCCAAAAAUUCCAGAACCAGGGCCUUUCUUUAAGGACAUGUUCAAUAACAAUAUCAGAACGCCUGAGGAUCUAAGGAGCCUUGAGAUUUGUAGACUUUAUGUCCCCACUGAAGAGUUCGUAGAAAGCAAGAUAUGUCUUGAGCCUGACCCCACAGUCCUUCACAAGUGACCAUGAUGAAUGUGCCACACAUGAAAGGAAUAAAACCUGAAACCACUGUAAAAUGUUCAGCAAUGGAUUAAAACAGACAUUUAAAUCAGGGCGGACUCAAAGACUAACGUUUAAACUUACUACAACUCUUUUGUCCAUCUGUAUCAUCAAGGACUACGAUGAACACAGGAUGCUCACUUUUUCUACAUGUACUUUGACCUCACCGAUUAGACAUUUUCCUGUGUUGCCUGUAAAUUGCUCUACCUUACAAAAACAGCUUGUUUAGAUGAAUGUAUUGUGAAGAUAAUUGAAGCAAUCAAUGAACUUUCCUGGAGAAAGUUGGUUGAAUCUACUUAUCUGGAAGGUGGAACCAGGGUUGUGCAGAGGCCAAGUGGAAUACAGAAGCUUCAACUCAAUCCAACUAGAAACACGACAUAAAAAGAUUCAUGGACUAUGUGAAAAAUAACCAUACUUGAUCUCUUGUACACCAUUGCUAAACAUUUCCAUGCUGGUAUAUAUAGACAAGUUAUACAAGGAUUUGGAGCUGCACAUUGUUUACCAACUAAAUAUUCUUAUAAAUGCACUGCUACAAAAACUUAUGUGUAAAGAUAUUAGGUUUUCUAGACACUGUGAAUAAUGUUAUAUAAAUAUUAAAGUAUGUUUUGCUUUACCUGGAGUAUCUAUGUAAGUGCAAAUGUGUAUACUAUAUGUUCACAACUUCAUGACAAGACAAUGCAUAUAGAAACGGUAACAUGACAAACAUUCAGACAUAGAUAGCUACAAGCAAAACAAAUUAAUUUAGAGUAAAAGUAGAAAGUAUAUCAAUAUUUUAUCAUGAUUUCGGAGCACAGAUUUUUGGUUGGCAUGUGAAUAUAACAGCAUCACAUUUAAUAUUUGUUUCUUGUUAAGACACAUUGUAGAAGGAUUUUCAAUGAGGCAAGGAGACGGAUCGAUGACAAAUUACACUGACAUAAAAGAAUGACAGAAUAAACGAUAUUUUAUUCUUUUUUAUGGAAUGGACCUUACAAA